Molecule: messenger RNA, 8167 nt
Organism: Limulus polyphemus (Atlantic horseshoe crab)
Lineage: Eukaryota; Metazoa; Arthropoda; Merostomata; Xiphosura; Limulidae
Product: rho GTPase-activating protein 190-like
Exons: 28
Coding region: 635-6268 (1877 amino acids)
Biological process (GO): signal transduction
Source: RefSeq, a predicted model, not a curated record
GGUUAGUUUGUUCUGGUACUCCAUAGUAUGGCGUCAGGAUUCCACAGGCAGGCGACGUAUCGAAGUUGGCCAGAAAUUACGGUCGUUCCUUAUCUGGUAGUGUUUUUGACGGGAAUGUUAUGUCUUGUAAAUCAGUUAAAGUUAUAUUUUAUAAAUGUAUGAUCAUGUCGUUGAAGUUAUGUGGGUGAUCAGUAUGAGAAGCGAUAAAGGGCGCCCCACCUUGUGACCCGUUUUGAUAGAAUGGCCGACUAUGUCAGAGUGGUUGGUCAUACACUACAAAAGUACAAGUGAAAAACAAACAAAUAUUGUCGAGCUGAUUUAAUGAGCAUAAUUGAAAUUGAACGGUAGGAAGAAUUAAAAGAUGGAAUUCUGGAGAAGAACAUCCUGAUUUCAUGCAAGAUAAUGAGGUCAGCUAGUGCAAACCAUUUUGUGUUGUCAUGGAGACCAUGUGAGCAUCAUUUAUAGAAAUGAAGUCCGUUCUGUGGCCUUCCUAAGUGCAUAUAGAAAGGUGUUCAUCAAGAACACCAGACUGCCCCAUUUUCUACAACUGUUAGUGUAUUUAAUUGCUUUUACCAGACUUUUAGGUUUAGGAGAACCAAUAUCGGAGUUCUCAAGGCUGUACCACUUGUUGGAAAUGGCCAAAAAGUGUGAUGUGCCUCGAACCUUCAAUAUUGCUGUUGUAGGACUUUCAGGUACAGAAAAAGAGAAAGGGAGUACAGGGGUAGGGAAAUCAUGUUUGUGUAACCGCUUUGUUCGACAUCUUGCUGAUGAUUAUUAUGUGGACCAUAUAUCGGUGCUGAGCCAGACAGACUUUAGUGGACGUGUAGUAAACAAUGAUCAUUUUUUGUACUGGGGUGAAGUAACUAAAACAAAUGAGGAAGGAGUAGACUUCACUUUCAAUGUGGUUGAACAAACAGAAUUCAUUGAUGAUUCAUCAUUUCAACCUUUCAAGAGUGGUAAAACAGAUCCUUAUUAUAAAAGAUGUAGUGCUAUAAAACUAACAUCUGCUGAGAAACUGAUGUAUAUCUGUAAAAACCAGCUAGGUAUUGAGAAAGAAUAUGAACAGAAAAUGAUUCCAGAGGGGAAAUUGAACAUAGAUGGGUUUGUGUGUGUGUUUGAUACAUGUGAUGUGCCAGGCCGUACUAUUGAAAAACAAGUGGAAUUUACAAGUCUUAUCUUAAACAAUUUAGUGAAGACAAAAAAGCCUAUUGUGCUGGCCACAACAAAGAGUGAUGAAGCUAGGGAUAGUUACAUCAAAGAAGCUGAACGUCUUGUUAAUAGGAAGGAAUAUAAAGGGAACAUUCCAAUUGUAGAAACUUCAGCCCAUGAAAAUGUUAAUGUUGACUUAGCCUUUUUUGUACUUGCUCAGAUGAUUGAUAGGACCAAAGGCAAGUCUAAAAUUGUGCCAUUUAUUGAAGCUGCACAGCGUAGAAAAGAGGUGUUGGAUGUAGCAACAGAAGCCUACCAAUCACUCGUACGAGUUCAGGUAACAGACUACAAAGCAGUGUGGAGUAGCGUGAGCAAAAAAUUUGCCCAAAACUCAGAUUUUCUUCAUUACUGUGACUUAUUUGGACAUAAUAAUGCUCAGAAAAUGUUCAGGCGCCAUGUAAAGAAGUUAAAAGAGGAAUACAUCAGAAGAAAAAUGCAGAUGUAUAUUAAGAUACUACCAGAAGUACUUAGUGAACUUCUUCCAGAUCUUCAAAGUUUAGGUGAUGGUGACUGGAGAAAUAUACGGGCUAAACUCCAACAACAUCCAGAUUUUAAUCAAUAUUUUCUUGAGAGUCCUGAUGAACAACCUUGGCAAGAAAGUGACCUAGUGGAUAGUACAGAAACUCGUAUCCCAAUGGAUAUUUUAGACACUUCUGAGGCAGAAGCAUGCUUUCAGGAACACAAGGCAUCACUAGAAGCAGAUGAAAAAAGAAAAGAAAUGAGGAAACAGUUUAAGCAGUUAUUAGAAGAAACUGGUUAUGUAACACCUGGGAAAAGUCUUUCUGAAGUGCGAGUUUUGUUUAUGGGAAGAGAAUGUUUCGAAGCCCUCUUGGAACCUGAUCUGCAAGAGAUUUAUGAUGAACACCAAAAAGAUAUCACAGAAAGAGCAAAGCAAAAUUUUCAAGAACUUUUGUUAGAAAAUGCAGAGAUUUUCUACCACUUUACAAGUAUAGGGCCAGGUAGUGUGAUAACACAAGAAGACAUUAGCAAAAUUACAGAAACUUUAAGGGAAGACUCAAGGUAUAAAGCUUUAGAUAGACUAGAUCAAGAUAGAAUGCUUAUGCUUCUUCGACACCUAGGUUUUGUGCAUGGCCCUAUAAAAGAGCAUUGUCCAGCAUUUCCUAACUGUAUGGACAAUCUCAUUGAAAAAGUCAUAGCUCAAAAGGCACAUAGGCCUUCUUCUUGGAGUCGAAACAGCCAGUGGCUUCUUGAGUCAGAAAACAAUCAACUUAACCUAGUCCUAUUAGGGUGUGGUGGUAUAGCAGAUGAAUUGGCUAACACUAUUAGGGCCUAUUGUACAGAUGAUGUUUUUGAGAUGGAAAAAGUGCGGUAUACUUUAGAUUUUAGAAUAAUUGAUGGUGAUGUUGGUUUGCCACACAACUCCUUUCGAACAUCUGAUUUUCUUCCACAUGGUUGUUUUUGUGUGUAUUCUAACCAUCAAACUCUAGAAUACAUUCGUGAAAGUUUGGAAAAAACCCUACUAUCAAAUCUUGAACAGGAGGACAGGCUUCCUUUCCAUGGAUUGCCUAUUGUUAUCCUUUUUGCUGCUGAUGCUAGUAUAAAUGAGAAAGAUCUGACCUUUCUUCGUGAAGAUGGGCAGAAUAGAGCUAAAAGCCUACAAUGUCCGUUUAUUGAUGUAAGUAAUAGUGCCUCUGCUGCUGAGGAGCGGUUUGAUGAAUCCAAGCUUCUCAAGGCUUUACAUUCCCUCAUAGAAAGCAUUCAGCGUCGAGCGGACUUGUUACAGAUUUACCAUACUCUUCCUGAACAGGUUGUCAACCCUGACAUUAGGAUUAUCAUGUGCAUGCUCUGUGGGGAUCCAUACACUGUUGAACAUGUUCUUGGGCCACUACUUAGUCACCAAUGCUGUUUUGUGACAUCUCCUUACAAUAUUACCUUAGAAACCUAUUUGGGAGACUCUAAACGGAGUGUGGAGGUGCGGGUCACUUCCUACCAUGGGGCCAAUGCUUUCAAAGAAGAACUUGUACAUGGGUUUAUUCUAGUUUAUUCCACUAAAAGAAGGGCUUCACUUAGUACUUUAAGUGCAUUUUCAAUGAACAUUCCAAACAUCCCAGUUCAGAUAUUGGCUGUUACAGAAACGGGCAGUGCAAAUGCUUUUUUCUCAAGUGAUCUGUCACAUCAAUUAAUAACAGAGGGAAAUGCUGUAGCUGACAAAUUACAAGCUCAUUUUAUGACCUCAAUAUCCACUUGCCAACAAAAAGUAUCUGCAUUCUACACACCAUUCUUCAAGGAAGUGUCAGAAAGAAAGCCUCAAAUAGAAAAAGCCUUCAGUAUGGAUGAUUCAGAUUAUUCUCUAGAAAGUUUUACACCUGUUCCACCACCUGUACCUUCACGGCAAGAGUCCUAUCAUAUACGAAGUGGAUCUCUUGAAGAUGGGGUGGAUUCUGAUGGUAUAUAUGAACAGUUGCCAACGGAUGGAAGCCAUGGCCAUGAUGAUGAAACAGUUUCACCCACAGCCUACCUAGAUGAUCCUCCUUUAAGUCCCAGUGACGAAAGUGAUUUAUAUGCUAGUGUAUGCAACCAAGAAAAUGGUGAACACUUAGUCAAACCUAGCCAGUUGAAGAAUAGAAGAAGUCUUCAAGCAGAACUGUGCCGCCAGUCUUUCCCUAGCACAGAAUCUCUUGAUCGGUCUGUUACACUAAAAUCUCGUGACUCUGCUCCUCCCUUACCUCUUCCUCCUUCUCAGUUUGAAAGAGACUCCCACACAGGCAUAGACCUCACAUUUCCACCCCCACUGCUUUCCACAUUCACAGGAACUGUAGCUUCCCCAUCAUCUUAUCAAACUCAAGUUCAUUACUCUCCUCACCUCUCCCCUCCUCAGUACCCCUUACCCCCAGGAUCAGCUCACCCAUCUCUCUAUGCUACAGGAAGGAGAAGGCCUGGUACUCACAAACCCAAGCCAUCUCUGUUUCCCCGUUAUUCUCUAAAAAAAGCUGAACGAGGGAAGAGAACUGAGGCAGGGAUUUCCUCUGCUCCAUCAGCUCCCAGUCUAGCUUCUGCACCUAGGCCAACUGAUGACAUGGAUGCCUCAGACAGCAUUACUGACGAUGAUGAUACAUUGUCGUCAGGCUUAAGUGGUUAUGGGACACAUCCCCCUCCUCCAGAACCUGCCCCUCCUGACCUUCCCCCAUCACGUAUAAGGAGGGGGCCUCCUAUUCCAACAGGACAUCAUGCUUCUCGUACAAGUUUGGAUGAGGCUGAGGAUGGGGGAUCUCAAGAUUCUCUAAACAGGGAACCAGGUUGGGUAGACAACAGAAUAUAUGAACAGGAACUAAGAGCACGGGAGUGGUUAGAUAAUGAGAUGUAUCAUACGUAUCAUUCUGGACGCCAUAAGAUUCCUCCACCUACAAAACCUAAACCAGGAAAGCAGAAACCAGGAAAGCUAAACCUUCAGCAGUUCAAUAAUAUCACUGAUGCCAUUGCCAAGUUUAACCUGACUACUCAAAGAUGUGGAAGCUUGCAUCCCAAGGUUGGCAUGUUACCUGCCCCCUUAGCUACUCCAGAGAGCAUAGAUUUAGCUAGUGAUUAUGCACAAGUUAAGGACACAGUACCUUUGUGUACUGCAGAUGCUAGUGAGUAUUCCUAUGCUGUGGUUCACAAUCCUUUACCUGAUAGCAAGUCUCACCGAGUCAGGUCCUUAGGGCGAAGGCAUGGGAAUAAAGAAGCUUUUGAAAGAGCUGGCUCUGACUCAGACAGUGAAUGGAGUUCUCUGGAGCGUAGGCACAGAGAUGUUUAUAGUCGAGUGAAUCGCAAACCUACUCCCCACAAGAAAACUCGCAAAAAACGUGGUGUUCCUGUUGCCCCACCCCGUGUUCCAUCUUUUGAGGGGCCAGCUCCCCCACUUCCCCCACUCCCAGGGGGUGAAAGGAUGAUGGGUACCCAGUCCCUUGAUCCACUGAAUAAAGUACAUGGAAGUGGGGGGAACUCCCCCUCAGAUGACAGUGACUUGUCAGAUGAUGAGGAACCUCUCUUCAAAAGUACCCCCCGUCCUAAAUACAAACACAAGCGGUCAUUUCGCUUAAGGCGCAGGAAACAGCAAGUGCAGGCUCAGCAGCAGUCACAGCCAAUUCCACAACAGCAACAACCACCUUAUCUUGCAGGAGCUCUCCAGUUUGGUGCACUAACACCUGAUAGUGACAUUUUCUCUCCUUCAUCAAAGCUCAAAAUUGAAAGCUCCCUUUGUAUGCCUCCUCCUGAUGAAAACUCGGGAUACGAGUUGGUAUCGCCUAAAGAUCCAGCAGUUAUGAUGCGGAAGUCUGUGAUGAUCAAAGAUGGAGAAAAAACAUCGAGGAAGAAAGAUAAGAAACUUCGAGAAGAUGAAAAGUUAGAAAAACGUCGAUUGAAGGAAGAGAAACGGCUAACAGAGAAAAAGAAAAAGAAGACUGCUCAAGGAAAAGGAGGAAAUGCGAACCAGGCAGUACAGGGACUGGAAAGCUUUGCUCAAUCAGAGGAUAAUCAUAUUCCCCUGUUUGUAGAAAAGUGUAUCAAAUUUAUAGAGGAAGAAGGGCUAGACUCUGAAGGUAUUUACAGGGUACCAGGAAACAGAGCUCAUGUAGACCAAUUGUAUCAGAAGUUUGAUGAAGAUCCACAAAUUUCAAUCAGAGAUCUGGAUAUUCCAGUUAAUGCUGUUGCUACUGCCCUAAAAGACUUCUUUUCCAAAAGGUUGCCACCACUUUUGCCUGUCUCUGUCAUGGAGGAACUGAAUGAAAUAUCAAGUUUUUACUAUUUUGUAACAGAUGUUCAAGACAGAAGCUGUCGUCUUUUUGCCCUUCGAGAUCUUCUAAAAAGGAUACCAAGAGCAAAUUUUGAAGUUCUAAAGUUUGUCUUUCAACAUUUUGUUAGGGUUGCUGAGAAUUGCAGAUUGAACAGUAUGGACAGUAAAAACCUGGCAAUCUGCUGGUGGCCCACACUCUUGCCUCUAGAGUUUAAUGACAUGGGGAUGUUUGAACGGAUGAGGCCACACUUAGAGGACUCGGUGCAGACAAUGAUAGAUCAGUUUCGUUUUUUGUUUUGUGGAGAGGAGGAGGUAGUGAUGGUGUGACAGUAGUAACUGUCAGUCCUACUCCCUACCCUUUAUUUCACACCUAUAUUGUCACUUGCUUGGAAAAACCUGUCAAGAGUUUAUUGCAUGCAAGGCGUGAAGUUGGAAUGCUCCACAAUCACUCUUGUCAAUUCCUCAGAAGAAAGUGUUGUGAUUUAGCUUGUUGAGGUGCUGAAAGAAUCACUUGAGAGCUUUUUCAAAACAUGUUAAGUAGACUGUAUGAAUGCAAAUAUCUGAGUACAGGAAACAAGCUUGUCAUGUCGGAAUAAAGAAUGAAAUGGUCAUAUCAGUACGAAGUGUUCUUUCUUUGAAAGAAAAAAUCUCAAGCAGCUUGUAAUUUUUACCAUGGCUGCUGUGAUGGUGCCUGGUAUAGAACAUUGUCUCUCUCUGUCAUCAACAAAGGACGAGGUUCACUGACUUUUUGCCAUCAAACUGUGUACUUCCAUCAAUACAGUAGUGUAACAAUCAAGCUGUAUUUUGCUGCAAACUUGCAACCUUUAUUUUUGUUAAAAUAGCACCAAUACUUAAGUAAUCAUUGGUUGCCCAAAUAUUUAAAAAACGUCUGCAUGGACAUUUUAAUUUUUUUUUUUUUCUUUCAUGUAAGAUCUAAUUGUAAAUGAACAAACACGAGACAGCAUCGUAGUUAACACAUGGCAUGUAGUUUUCUUGGGUAAAUUCCCAAGUGUGAAGUGCAGUGUAGGAAAUCGUCUGUAUAUUACUUUCUAGUUUUGUGUAGAGAUAUGUAAUGGACAGUUAAUUGUGUACAAACAGGCCUAGCUUCAUAAUUAGUAUGUUUUUUUUUGUUCUUGUCUUGUUCAUUUGUAUAAUGCUCAUGUUGUCUGAGAAAAGUAUUAAAUAGCUCAGCUAGUUUCCAUGACAAGUUCCUCUUAAGUGUAAAUAGUUAGAUUUAUCUUUUGUUGUUGAGUUCACCAGCUACUUGGUGAACCAAACAAAGUUAAUUUUUUUACCAACUUAUGAACUUGGAUUUUUUUUAACAAUAUGAUUAGAUAAUAAAGUUAUGUAGUUAUUGUAUAAUUAUCAGAAUCUCUUGUUUUCUUUAAUUAUAAGCUAGAUGUGAUAUGAGAAUUGAAAGUAUUAGUCAAAAGGUAAAAUAUUUUGGUGGUGUUUGUACCUCAGUGAAUUUUCUAUGUAAUUGUGUCUUCUGUUUAAUGGUUUUGACCACCUGACAAAGUGUGUUAUAUAAAAAGACUAAAAUUACGUAGUAGAUGGUGUUCUAUCUAUAAGAUAUUGAUUUUUUUUAUGGUUAAAAUUUAUAAUAUCAAGACAGUCAUUAAACAUUUAUUUUUUUUAGUCAAAUUUAAAAGUGAGACAGUUGAUAUUUUUAAGAGUAAAAAGAUAAAAUAUUAAACUAGCAUUACCUAAAUAUUAAAAACGAAGUCAGCUUGCCAUGCUGGUUAAAUGGUCUUUUAAGUGUAUUCUAAUUUUUUUAAAGUUUUUUAACCACUGAAAUUUCAAAAAUAUUUUAGCUUUUGUUUAUGCAAGCUCAGCUAUAACACUUAUCCUCACAUAAAAUGAAUACAUACUGUUGUAUGAGUUGAUGCUCAGUUCCUUCGUCCAGUUUUUGUGCAUACUCUCCAAGGCCUGGCACCAGCAUUGAGUUUUAGGGAACCUUCCAGUGUUGUAUUUUAAUAACCUCUGGAAUGGUUACUUCAUUUUUGUUGUACAUUUAAGUCAGUUGUGAUAUUGAUGUAAAUUUCAGUUGUGUACAGACUGAUGGUAAUAUGUCUUUAUUGUAUUCUGGCCAAACCCAUGGAUAUCCUUGUAGCUCUGUAUUCUACUCAACAUUGUAAUGAUUAUGACAUGAAUCUGUAGUACCAGUCUGUUCCAGCAGAUUUUGCUUACUACAGGCCAUUCUAAUAAAGAUGGCUGUCAAUAGUA